Poeciliopsis prolifica (blackstripe livebearer) is the source of this 3072-nucleotide messenger RNA. Its product is annotated as DNA repair protein XRCC4-like. The record is from RefSeq and is a predicted model, not a curated record. The transcript has 8 exons. Lineage: Eukaryota; Metazoa; Chordata; Actinopteri; Cyprinodontiformes; Poeciliidae. Gene Ontology annotation, cellular component: DNA-dependent protein kinase-DNA ligase 4 complex; nucleus; DNA ligase IV complex. Gene Ontology annotation, biological process: double-strand break repair via nonhomologous end joining; positive regulation of ligase activity; immunoglobulin V(D)J recombination. The coding region runs from base 70 to 888 and encodes 272 amino acids. Gene Ontology annotation, molecular function: DNA binding.
CUAAGAGCAAACGGCUGAACGACUUGAAGGGAGAAGCCGAGCUGUCAAUGUAUUAAGGUUAUAUGAGACAUGAGUGGCACGGUUCAGCAGAUUACUCUGAAUCCAGGCGUCCCCUACUUCCUAAGAGUUGACUGGGCUGUGGACCUGGGUGCUGGAUUCACAUUAGCUCUUACUGACGGAAGCUCAGCGUGGAUCGGAGAAGUUUCAGAGGAUGAGGUGACAAGAGAAGCAAAUGAGAUGGGAGUCAUCAGGGAGAAAUAUGUUGAAGAUCUUCUUCAAGCUCUAACAAAAGGUGAAGAAAGAGUGGGAGGAAAACGAAAUGGCAAAGAGGAGUAUUCUUUUUGCCUCUCUUCAGAUCACAAACUUCUUUCAUAUCAGAAGAUCUGCAACGGCAUUUUGAUACACUUGGGCUCUGUAGAGCUUCAGCCAGCACCAGACUCUGUGGAGCUCAUCCGGGAGAUGAUCGGGAAGUCUCUGCAGCACAGAGCAGAUCUGGAGACAGAAAAUUCAAAGUUGUUAGAGGAGAACUGUACACUGAGACAGGAUCACCAGCGUAUACUGAAAGAGCUGGAGCAGCAGGUUAAGCAUAAGGAGACGUUAGAAAAGGAAAUGUACUCGCGUUUUGUCAUGGUGUUAAAUGAGAAGAAAGCGAAGAUCAGAGGAUUGCAAGCGACCGUCCAACAGCUCAGCCACACUGAUGACCAGCAAAAAGAGGAUGAAAGAAGACACAGUGAAGGUGAGGCCUCUCAGAGUGAAGACGGUGGACAUCCCUCUCAGGAGUCAACUAUCCUCAUAAAAGGUUGCAGUUUAGUGUCACAAGGCAUCCCUAUCCAUCAACAUUUUUCUGAUGAUGAAGAGAGUGAGACAGAAGAGACAGUUGCUUCAUAAACAGGCUCCUCUGAAGAGUGAUAACAUUCAUGAAUCAAUGGGAACACAGAUUCUUCACAUAAUCUGCAGUGUCUUUGGGAACUGUUUGCAUUACUGCAAAUAAAAUGGGAAUGGCAGGUAAUCCAGAAACAAAUGAUGCAUGUGGUUUUUCAUGAUUUGGAUUUACUUCCUGCCUGGCACUAAAAUAUUGCUGCCACUCAGGCUCUGUGCUGUUUAGGAAUGAAGAAUCAAGUUCAGAAAACUAACAAACAAAGGCUUCUUUGGUUGUGUUUUUUAUUUUUUGUCCUGAUUUUCUUUAUGUAUUCAAAUAAGAAUAAAUGCUGUGUGUUGCAUUUAAACACUGUAAACUAACACUUUGUUGAAGGUAAUUUAAACUUAAUCUUUUUUUCUUGUUGAGACAUGCCCUUUUAUUUUCUGGAAAUUUAUGACCAAAGCAACCUGGUUGUCUCCAUGGAGUGAUUGAUGUUGUUUCCUAUUGUCUUAAAACACCUUGCAUCUUUACUUCGGGGCCAAUGCACCAGCCUUCAGGUUCUUUAUCUCACCAUUCUGCCUUUGGCUUUUAGAUCCUCUUGCAGUCUUUUGUCAUUUUGAUGAUACCUUUUUGUCUGCGUAAAUCCACGGGUGGCCGCCUGGUUAAUCCUCCUGCAACACGUUCUUGCGGGUGCUGUAAUCCCCACAAAAAUGUUCCACUUUCUCCUCUGCACUCCGCAUGAAUUAGGUAUUUUACAAAGGAAAGUAGAGAGCUGUGUCAGAGGUUAAUUUACAGAUGAGUGCAGUACAAGAUGACGAUACAAAGUGGGGACAACGUGGAGGCCACUCUGAAUAUUUCGGUGGUUUUAUUCUAAAUUUUACUUUAUAGUUUGAUUUCACAUAACUUUUGUUUGUGUCAGCUUGUGCGCCAUUGUGAAAUCGACGAGAAGAAACAUGCUUGAAUUGUUGGAGGAGCUGGUGUGGCAGGUCGCUGUACUAUCUGGACAUGUAGGUGUAGUAAAAAAGGAGACAUCCCUUAUACAAUUCUUCUAAUGUCUUAGAACAAAAAACCUAUGAGGUCUUUGCCAAGUUCUGCAAUUGUUUAAUUAUUACCUCAGAGGUAGAAAAACACAAAAGUCUCUAAACUGUUUCAAAAAGAUCGACAGGCUGUUUGGCAAAAACUGAGUACAGUCUUAGAGCUUUCAUAUGAUUUGAAAGGUAAAGGAGCCACAAGGAGCCUCUUAUCAAAUGUAUUUGAUUUAUUAAUCAUCAACAAGUGUGGGCACCUCUGAAAACAGAAGUUUGUAUAGUCAGCAGCAUACAGCUGAGUGCAAAAGUUAGAAAAAUGUUUAUCUUUUGAACAAGAUUGUUGUUACAAUGUUCUAUAUUGCAAGUCAUGUAAAAUACCUUAGGAUUGUGGUAUUCAGUGGUUAUGUACAGAUAUCUCCUCAGUAAGUUUGGCAUUUAAAAACAACUUUUAAACCCCGAUGGCGCCUUUCCAAGGGCAAUUUAUAUCCUUCAACUGAACACGUGCUCAUGCAGCUGGAGGGGUUAAUGAUGUUCGAGAAAAAGCAACGGUGGCUGAGGCAGCCUUAAAUUAAGCAUCCAGUCUCUUACUUAUCAUCGUCAUUCACUUAUCGAGUGCACCUGUAGAAUUCCCAUCAUCCAGAGAAAUGACAGGAGCCUUCCUGUUUUUCCUGCCACAGAGUUGCAAUGAGACAGGCCCGUCUUUGUCUCAUGCUGGGCUGCUCAGGACUCGCCGCUCUCCACCUUGAAGUGUAAUGUCUGAAACAACUUGGCCUCAUAAAAACAGUUCUUGAAAACUGAAAAUGACAGCUCACUCACUAAGGUCUAUCAACAGGAUCACAAAAUGCAAGAAAUACAAGUCGUUCCUUUACAGAGUUCAUAAUAGGCCAUUUAUCACAGUUAUUGGUUUAUAUCAGAGUUAAACAUUUCCCCCUUUAAUUUUUGUUGGACUGGAUGCGUCUACCUCUGUAAUCUCCAGUUGGUUUCCUAUACAGUGGUCUAUCCUUCGAACCUUAUUGUCUGAAUCAGAUUCUGUGUAUUAACAUAUUUCUUAGCGCAUAAGACAGACACUGGUGCAUAUGAAAUAUGACCAUUUUGUGUGCACCAAAAUGCUCAUAUUGCUGCGGCUGCUGUCUUUUGCUUUACGCUAUGCCAUGAUGUAGCAUAUGAGUACUACUCAACCCUAUG